AUGCACCGGCCAUCAGCCCUAGUCAGGUUCUGGUCUGGCCUGCUCAUCACACUGGGCUCGCUGUGCCCUGGAGGCUCCCCGUGUGGCAUUUCAACACACAUAGAAAUAGGGCACAGAGCGCUGGAGCUCCUGCAGCUGCAGGCUGGGCGCGUGGACUACAGAGAGCUGCUGCUGGAACACCGGGAUGCGUACCAGGCUGGCACCGUGUUCCCCGACGCCUUCUACCCCAGCAUCUGCGAAACAGGGCGAUUCCACGACGUGUCCGAGAGCACGCACUGGACCCCCUUCCUCAGCGCCAGCGUCCAUUACAUUCGGGAGAACUACCCCCAGCCCUGGGGGAAGGACACUGAGAAGCUGGUUGCCUUUCUGUUUGGGAUCACCUCUCACAUGGUUGCAGACGUCAGCUGGCACAGCCUGGGCAUCGAGCAGGGGUUCCUGAGGACAAUGGCAGCCGUGGACUUCCACAGCUCCUAUUCCGAGGCGCACUCAGCUGGAGACUUCGGUGGCGACGUGCUGAGCCAGUUCGAGUUUAAUUUUAAUUACCUCGCGCGGCACUGGUAUGUGCCCGUCGAAGACCUGCUGGGAAUUUAUAAGAAACUCUACGGCCGAGCAGUCAUCACCAAAAAUGCGAUUGUUGACUGUUCACACCUUCAGUUCUUGGAAAUGUAUGGGGAGAUGCUGGCCGUUUCCAAGCUCUACCCCACCUACUCCAGGAAGUCCCCGUUUUUGGUGGAACAAUUCCAGGAAUAUUUCCUUGGCGGACUGGAUGACAUGACAUUCUGGUCCACCAACAUUUUCCGGCUGACAAGCCACAUGUUGGAGAACGGGACCAGUGACUGCACCCUGCCUGAGAACCCUCUGUUCAUCGCCUGCGGUGGCCCCCAGACCAGCUCCCAGAGCUCACCGGUACAGAAAAAUGGCUUUCACAGAAAUCUGACUGCAUCCCUAACUGAAGAGACCAGAAAAAAUAUAAACUAUACCAAGAGAGGGGUGGUCUUCAGUGUGGACUCCUGGACCUCAGACUCUGUGUCCUUCAUGUACCAGGCUUUGGAGAGGAACUUGCGCAUGAUCUUCACGGGCAGCUCCCAGCGGCCAAAGAAGCAUGUGUCCAGCCCCCUGGCGUCUUACUUCUCGACACGUCCCUACGCAAGGCUGGGCUGGGCAAUGACCUCAGCUGACCUCAACCAGGAUGGGCACGGGGACCUGGUGGUGGGCGCCCCAGGCUACAGCCGCCCCGGCCACAUCCACGUGGGGCGCGUGUACCUCAUCUAUGGCAACGACCUGGGCCUGCCCCCCAUCGACCUGGACCUAGAGGAGGAGGCCCAUGGGGUCCUGGAGGGCUUCCAGCCCUCAGGCCGCUUUGGCUCAGCCUUGGCCGUGCUGGACUUUAACAAGGACGGCGUGCCCGACCUGGCCGUGGGCGCCCCUUCUGUGGGCUCGGAGCAGCUCACAUACAAAGGCGCCGUGUAUGUCUACUUUGGUUCCAAGAGGGGAAAGAUGUCGCCGUCCCCCAACGUCACCAUCUCCUGCCAGGACACGUACUGUAACCUGGGCUGGACGCUCCUGGCUGCCGACGUUAACAGAGACGGUGAUGCUGACCUGGUGAUGGGCUCCCCCUUUGCACCGGGUGGAGGGAAGCAGAGGGGCAUGGUGGCCGCGUUCUAUUCCGACCCCGGCCGAACUCACAAAGAACACCUGCAGGUGGAGGCAGCCAACUGGCUGGUGAGAGGCGAGGAGGACUUCGCCUGGCUGGGCUACGCCAUUCACGGCGCCCGCGUGGACAACGGGACCCUGCUGCUGGUGGGGAGCCCCACCUGGAAGAAUGUCAGCAGUCUGGGCUACUUGUCCCGUGUGCGUGACAAGAAGCAGAGCCUCGGACGAGUGUACGGCUACUUGCCACCCCGCUGCCAGAGCUCCUUCACCAUCUCUGGGGACAAGGCCAUGGAGAAACUGGGCAGCUCCUUGUCGAGUGGCCAUGUGAUGGUGAACGGGUCCCGGACGCAGGUGCUGUUGGUUGGGGCCCCCACGCACGAUGACGUGUCUAAAAUGGCCUUCCUGACCAUGACCUUGCACCAGGGUGGAGCCACUCGGAUGUACGCACUGACCCCCGACCUACGGCCGUCCCUGCUCAGCUCCUUCAGUGGAGACCGCCGUUUCUCCCGGUUCGGAGGUGUCCUGCACCUGAGUGACCUGGAUGGGGAUGGCUUAGACGAGGUCAUCGUGGCAGCCCCCCUGCGGAUAGCGGACAUGACCUCGGGGCUGAUCGGGGGAGAGGAUGGCCGUGUCUACGUCUACAACGGCAGACACACCACCUUCGGCGACAUGUCGGGCAGAUGCAAGUCCUGGCUGUCCCCAUGUCCGGAGGAGAAGGCACAACAUGUGUUGAUUUCUCCCGAAGCCAGCUCGAGGUUCGGGAGCUCCGUGGUCACCGUGUGGUCCAAGGACAAGAACCAAGUGGUCGUGGCUGCUGGAAGGAGCUCUCUGGGAGCCCGGCUCUCUGGGGCGCUUCAUCUCUACAGCCUGGGCCCAGACUAAAGCCCCGCCCACGUGCUCGCCCAUCCGGAG
Molossus molossus (Pallas's mastiff bat) is the source of this 2565-nucleotide messenger RNA. RefSeq names its product glycosylphosphatidylinositol specific phospholipase D1 (gene GPLD1). The coding region runs from base 1 to 2535 and encodes 844 amino acids. The transcript has 26 exons. NCBI's taxonomy places the organism in Eukaryota, Metazoa, Chordata, Mammalia, Chiroptera, Molossidae. Gene Ontology annotation, molecular function: GPI anchor phospholipase D activity. Gene Ontology annotation, cellular component: extracellular region; extracellular matrix. The record is from RefSeq and is a predicted model, not a curated record.